CCUUCCCAGACGCGGGGAGGGUGCGUGGCGCUGGCGGGGACGCCGUCCGCCCACGUCGGAUGUUUUUGCGCCUCUUGCGACCUCGUGGCCUCUCGCGGGCUCCUCGUCGGCAGCGCCUGGCGCUUCCGCAGCCACGCUGCUCCAGCGCUCGAUUCCCGGUGCUGCGUUCCCCCCUGCAUCUACACCCCCGGCCGCGUUCCGCGAGCGCCGAGGCGGUCCGCCCUGUGCAGACGCCAUGCCUUCCGGGCAGGCGCGUGCCUCCGCUGUCGUGACGCGGAAGGGCUUCGACACCUGCGCCGUGGCCACGAGGGGCAUCGAGGGCGGGCGGCAGUGGAGCCCGGUCUGGGCGCCCGUCUUGCCCCGCGAGGAGGAGGUCCCGUGGCCCGCGGGCCUGGUACGGACCAGUGCCCCGUUCGAGGAGCAGACCCCGCUCGGCGCUUGGCGCGGGGCGGGGAGCCCGUGGCCCGCCCUCCCGGCGGAGGACACGAGCAGCGGCGGCGGCCCGGAGGGCCCAGCGCCGAACUGGACGCAGCGGCGCCGGAUGCAGCGCCGGAUCAAGAAGAUCGCAGAGAGGCAGAUGGUGUCCGACGAAGGCUCGCACGGCACGCGGCCUCUGGGCGGGCCUCCCGGAGUCUUCGUCCAGCCGGCAUCGGCCUCUUGUCAGAUGUUCCUGUGACGGUGGAGCCGAGCGGCGCGGCGUGGGCUCGUCCGCUGAUGACCAGCAGCACAAGCAAGGCUCGAGCCACACGGUGUUUGGGCGAUCUCGUGAACCGUUUUCGGUUUGAGCUCGUUUCGCGGCCAAG
Prorocentrum cordatum is the source of this 803-nucleotide messenger RNA. NCBI's taxonomy places the organism in Eukaryota, Dinophyceae, Prorocentrales, Prorocentraceae. The record is from the annotation of a GenBank genome assembly.